Microdochium trichocladiopsis is the source of this 1185-nucleotide messenger RNA. RefSeq names its product flavoprotein-like protein. NCBI's taxonomy places the organism in Eukaryota, Fungi, Ascomycota, Sordariomycetes, Xylariales, Microdochiaceae. The coding region runs from base 291 to 902 and encodes 203 amino acids. The transcript has 3 exons. Gene Ontology annotation, molecular function: NAD(P)H dehydrogenase (quinone) activity; FMN binding. The record is from RefSeq and is a predicted model, not a curated record.
CUCUCACUCACCCGCGCACCUGCCCUUGCAGCUGAGACAGGCACACACACGAGGAAAGCACCCACCACGGCUAGCCCAGCCGACAAGACAGACAGCCAGACAGACAGCCAUGGUUGGCCUGACACUGGCGCAUUCUGCCGUGACGUCGUCGUGGGCAAGGGUCUCCUCGUCGAGCUACAAAUAGCAACGCCCGCCUGCCCGGAGAGUUUAGCCGAACUCUUGCUCUCUCGUCGUCCACCACCAACACCAACACAACACACACUCGUGAUACCCUCAGCACAUCCUUCAAAAUGGCGAAGAUUGCGAUUGUCUACUACUCGAUGUACGGCCACAUCAAGACUCUGGCCGAGGCCGAGCUUAAGGGCAUCCAGAAGGCCGGUGGCACUGCCGACCUCUACCAGGUCGCCGAGACUCUCCCCGAGGACGUGCUCGCCAAGAUGUACGCUCCUCCCAAGCCCACCGACGUCCCUGUCCUCGAGGACCCCUCCGUCCUCGAGCAGUACGACGCCUUCCUGAUUGGCAUCCCCACCCGUUACGGCAACUUCCCCGCCCAGUGGAAGGCCUUCUGGGACAAGACCGGCAAGCAGUGGUCCACUGGCGGCUUCUGGGGCAAGUUCGCCGGCAUCUUCGUCUCCACCGGCACCCAGGGCGGUGGCCAGGAGUCGACCUGCCUCGCCGCCAUGUCCACCCUCGCCCACCACGGCAUCAUCUACGUGCCCCUCGGCUACGCCAAGUCGUUCGGCCAGCUCGCCAACCUCAACGAGAUCCACGGCGGCUCCCCCUGGGGCGCCGGCACCUUCGCCGGCCCCGACGGCUCCCGCCAGCCCACCGCCCUCGAGCUCGAGAUUGCCGAGAUCCAGGGCGAGGAGUUCUACAAGCGCGUCAGCCUCCAGUCGAGGUGACUGCAUGGUAGCGACGGCGCUGCCGCGAAGCCCGAGGAGAAGACAUCCGAGGCCGAGAGCAAGCCCGCUGUCCAGAGCAAGCCUGAGGGCAAAGCUGCCAAGGCCAAGGACGGAUCCAAGAAGGACGACGGCGAGAGGACGUUUUGUGGCCUGCCGGGAAAGUGCGUCAUCUUGUGAGAGUCCGAGGGAUGAGACGAGUACAAGAUGAGGAGGAUACUCAGCUUUAGCAUAAUAGCGCAUAACUGGCAGAAUACAUUGCAUACCCAAUGACUAUACGAGUGGA